This is a messenger RNA of Loxodonta africana (African savanna elephant), 1284 nucleotides long. Its product is annotated as serine/threonine-protein kinase WNK2-like. The record is from RefSeq and is a predicted model, not a curated record. Bases 728 to 1213 code for a protein of 161 amino acids. The transcript is spliced from 4 exons. Lineage: Eukaryota; Metazoa; Chordata; Mammalia; Proboscidea; Elephantidae.
UGUUUAGGGGGAGGGAAUAGUGUCCUUAUUGGGGGUAGGUUUGGAGAAGGGCCACUGUCAUGUCCUCUUCAAGCCCUCACAGCAGCCCUCAGUGUUGGCGUGUUGCCAUUCUCAUUGCAGGGAUGGGGAAGUGGAGGGGUUUGUUUUCUAAAACCGCAAAUUUACCCAUUUCACAGCGCCCUGGUGAGGCUGGGAGGAACUUGGGCACACAGACAGUAAUGGAAGGACCGGGGGUCCUACCCUUCCACACGACCCCCAGGCGCCCAUGCGGAGAUGGUGUGGGAGAAGGAGUGCAGGCCCUGGAGGCAGGCAUAGGGUCAUCAUGCGAGCAAUUCUGACCUGCAGAUCACUGGAGACUGAGCACACCCAGGCAGCUUGAGCUUCUGGGCUAUUUCCCUGAAGCCAGGCUUCCUGAUUGCAUCUUCUUUGAGUGGCACUGACAUUCUUGGUUUCCACUCAGCUAUGGGGGCUCCGAUGUUACUUCUGGGAAGGAAAUGAGUGACAGCUAUGAAGGCACUCUUGGAGGUGGGAAGCUCGAAGUCAAGUCGUCCAAGAAGCACCACCGAAAGUCCACCCGUACUCGCUCCCGUCAGGAGAAAGCCAGCCGGCCCAGGCUGACCAUCCUGAACGUGAGUGGCACAGGCGUGGCUGCACGGACGGGUGGGUGCUGCCCUCAUAGAAUGUUGACCCGCUGGGUGUCCCCUAGGUGUGUAACACGGGGGACAAGAUGGUGGAGUGCCAGCUGGAAACACACAACCACAAGAUGGUGACUUUCAAGUUUGACCUGGAUGGGGAUGCGCCGGACGAGAUCGCCACAUACAUGGUGGAGCACGACUUCAUCCUGCAGACUGAGAAGGAGACGUUCAUUGAGCAGAUGAAGGACGUCAUAGACAAGGCCGAGGACAUGCUCAGUGAGGACACAGAUGGGGACCGCGGCUCAGACCCUGGCACGAGCCCUCCAUACCACAGUGCCUACGGCCUGGACACAGGAGAAGAAAGUCGACACUCCCCAGUCAAUGCCCCAGUCUAUCAGCAGAAUGUCCUGCAUACUGGAAAGAGGUGGUUUAUCAUUUGUCCAGUACCUGAAAACCCAGUGACAGAGGUGCCUGAGUCUUCACCCCCACCCCCUGUCAGCUCCCUGCGGCUGGAUGCAAGCCAAGGUAUGAGCCACCAGACAGCAUCAGAAUUCUCCUCCCGGCUGACCUGUGUGUAAUCUGCAUCACUCCCUGGUCCUCAGCUGUGCUCACAGCACAUGUUGUGUUAGCACACGCAUGUGCCAGGUGC